UAUCCGGCAACUGUGGUUUUAUUCCCGUUGUUUCUUGCAGCUGCUGUACCUAUCGGAAUCUGCUACGGCCGUGUCGCCAACAACCUUCCACCACCCUCCGCCGCUGUCAAGGUCAUCACUACCAACGGUAUCUUAAGCAUUCGACUAUUCAACCCCAACCCAGAGUCACUCCAAUCGUUUUCCGGCUCCGGAAUCCAACUCACAAUCGGAGUCCCCAACGAAGACCUUCCUUCAAUCGCCACCGGCACCACCACCUCCGCUCAAAACUGGCUUCAAUCCAACAUCUUCAACCAUGUCUCCGCCGAUCAGAUCCGGUACUUAGUCGUCGGAAACGAAGUAUUUCUGAAAGAUCCAUUCUACACACCUUACGUGAUUCCCGCCAUUAUCAACCUUCAUCAAGCUCUACAAUCUCUUAACCUGUCGGAAAAAAUUAAGAUCUCAUCAGCACAAGCAGCUUCAAUUCUAUCAAACUCGUAUCCUCCAUCUUCUUCGUCUUUCGACUCGAAUAUCUUACCCGAUUUGACCCGACUCCUUCAAUUCCUUCACGACAGUUCAUCGCCAUUAAUGGUGAACGUCUAUCCUUACUUUAGUUACAUAAACAAUCAACCAUACGUGUCGUUAGAUUCAGCUUUGUUCAGAUCUACAAAUGCAUUGACGGAUCAGAACCUGAUUUACGAUAACCUGUUUGAUCAAACGGUUGAUUCGUUCAUAUACGCGAUGGAGAGAGAAGGAUAUGAUCGGAUUCCGGUGGUGGUGUCGGAGACAGGGUGGCCGACGGCGGGCGGUGAAGCGGCGAGUGGUGAGAAUGCAAUGGCGUACAAUGGGAAUGUUGUGAAAAGGGGUUUGAAGAACGUUGGAACCCCCAAAAGGCCUGGAAUUGGUGUGGAGGUUUUCUUAUUUGAUUUGUUUGAUGAGAAUGAAAAAGACGGGAAUGAAUUUGAGAAAUAUUUUGGGAUUUUUGGGGUUAAUGGUGUUAAAGCAUAUGAUCUUAAUUUUCAUUAA
This is a messenger RNA of Cynara cardunculus var. scolymus (artichoke), 1002 nucleotides long. RefSeq names its product glucan endo-1,3-beta-glucosidase-like. Gene Ontology annotation, biological process: carbohydrate metabolic process. Gene Ontology annotation, cellular component: plasma membrane. Gene Ontology annotation, molecular function: hydrolase activity, hydrolyzing O-glycosyl compounds. Lineage: Eukaryota; Viridiplantae; Streptophyta; Magnoliopsida; Asterales; Asteraceae. The transcript has a single exon. The record is from RefSeq and is a predicted model, not a curated record. The annotation marks the transcript as partial.